Molecule: messenger RNA, 2015 nt
Organism: Stegodyphus dumicola
Lineage: Eukaryota; Metazoa; Arthropoda; Arachnida; Araneae; Eresidae
Product: maltase A2-like
Biological process (GO): carbohydrate metabolic process
Source: RefSeq, a predicted model, not a curated record
UUCAGUCGCAUCCCGUUUUCUGACGGAUCCGCUGCGCUCUUAUCUCCACCAUCCGCUCUAAGUCUCGAGAGUGCGGAAUAUUAUUUUCUUAUCGCUUGCGGUGUGCUCGGAAGGAUUUAAAUGGACACUCGUGCAGCACCGCUGCCUGGACUUGAAUUUGCCUGGAAUCACUAAAGUUACUUCCGAGAAAGAUUAUUUUUUGGAAUGGGAAAAGAAUUUUAAUGCCGAUUAUGAAAACUGGAUGAAUGGUCAUAAUGAAAACGAUAUUAUUCUUUAAAAUGUUGAAUUUCCAGAAUCAUCCGAAGUUAGCGCAUGUUUUUAAAGACAAUUGACAAAGCGAACAAUCAAACGGCUGUCAUCAUGACAUCUUCUUUGCCCACGUUAGAAGACCUACAGAAGAAGGCUCGCUUGUCCAGAGCCAUCUACCCCAACCAGUACCUCACGCUUGAUAUGAGGUUACACCAGACACCAUGCGGGCCACCGUUUCUGAACAACGCUCAAUCCGGAGUUCUGGUGACAUCGACAGUUACGCAAGAACAGGAUGUGCAAUGGACAUCUGGCCUGCUCAGAGAGUGCACUAUGGUAUUUCGCUGCAGCAGGUUCAAGUCCGGCCGCCUUCCCAAUUACAGACCCAUCCACCGACAGAUGUCUUCGUCUCGCUCACCAGUAUCUCGGUUGCCGACUUGCUGGCGAUCGUGGAAUUCCUUCCGUAAAGCAUGCUUUUUCACCACCUUCAUCUGCAUGACUGCCGUCAUCUUCAGCAUCAUCGUCUCCGUCUUCACCCCGACAAAGAUGCCUAUCUCGCAUCUUGAUGCAGACGACCAACUCUGGUUCAAUGACGCCACAUUCUAUGAGAUUUUUCCAGCUUCUUUCCAAGACACGGACUCAGACGGUUAUGGAGACUUUCAGGGUAUCAUUCGUCGACUCGAUUACAUCCAUGAUCUAGGGGUCACAGCGAUCCGGCUCAAUUCCGUCUUCAGCGCUUUGGACUAUCCUCUCGAGUUCGAGCAUAUUAUCGACUUGAGGAGCGCCGAUCCUCAUUUAGGCAGAAUGGAUGAUUUCCGGCAGCUUGUCCUCGAAGCUCAUCGCAAGGGAAUAAGGGUUGUACUGGACCUGAAUCCUACCAUAACUAGCGACCAACAUACAUGGGCUCUGCAUUGGCAGAGAGGAAUUCCCGGCUAUGAGCACUUUUAUGCAUCCGCCAAUAGAUCUAAGGAUCCACCAGAAAUGGAAAGUUCUGAAGGGCCACCUCCGGAAGACUGGGAAUUAACGCAAAGGACCUUCGGUGGACAUUAUGUCCUAAAUUGGUCGAACUCCAUGGUACAGCAAGAAUAUCAAAAAGCUCUCAGCUAUUGGCUUGAGACAGGAGUAGAUGGAUUCUAUAUGAAACAUAUGGACAAAAUGCACGUUCUCAAUCUCCAGGACUUGCUUUUAAUCAUCCGCAAAUGGAGGACUGUCUUAGACACACCUCCUUCUUCCCUUUGGAUGCACCGGAUAGCAAGGAAAGUCCUCAUCGUUUCCGCAAAGUUUGCCGAAAGCCUCGCUGUAGAUUUGACAAUUCAAAAAGAUCUUCUGAAGUACGUGGAUCUCCUGGACUAUCCUAUUCUCGUAGGUAAUGGAAAAGAAAUGGCUGAUGAAGUUACUGGAUUAAAAAAGGUAUCCAAAUGGCCAAAGCACUUUCCCAUGCCUAUGUGGCAUAUGGGGAGUUCGGAUACCUUUCGAUUAGCUUCUAGGAUAGAGCCAAAGUUCCACAUGGCUGCUUUUUAUCUAUUGAUGGCACUGCCCGGAUGUAAUUCUGUGUUUUACGGUGACGAGAUUGGAUUAAAGGACAGUUAUGACGUAUUCAGUGGUAGACCUGUCUCCACAUUCUUGGAUAUCUCCCUUGAAGUACUGAUUAGGAAAGAUAAUUUCCAAGAUCAUCUGAACUUAACGUCUUACCUUCUUGCGGUUGCCUGCUUUUCUGAGGUUUAAAUAUCACUAGUUUUACAAUAAUAAACUUUAACAAUGGUAAACAC